GUGGGCAGCUAUCCAAGCAACCCAGAAAAUUUCUUUUCCUGCACCCCGUGUUUUUAGUCCUUAUAAAUAUAGAGUUAUAAUUCUCGUCUCCAUUGCGGACCAGAAUUUUCAUUACCAGUCGCGCUGAAGUGCCUCCACUGCGGAAACCUCUCUCUCCCUCUCUUCUCAAAAUGGAACUGUUUCAGUCUCACAGGGCAGAGAUGAUAAGCAUAGCCGUGGCUCUCGUGGCCAUUGCCGCAGGCACCUCCUACUAUUACUACCUCACCAAGAAACCUAAAGGUUGCUUGGACCCUAAGAUCUUCAAGGAAUUUAAACUUGUCAAGCGCACCCAGCUCAGUCAUAAUGUGGCUAAGUUCAGAUUUUCUCUUCCUACACCAACUUCUGUGUUGGGUCUUCCAAUUGGACAGCAUAUGAGUUGCAGAGGAAAAGAUGGUCUUGGUGAAGAAGUUAUCAAACCAUAUACACCAACAACUUUGGAUUCAGAUGUUGGAUACUUUGAAUUAGUUAUAAAGAUGUAUCCACAAGGAAGGAUGUCCCACCAUUUUCGAGAGAUGUGUGAAGGUGAUUACUUGGCUGUGAAGGGUCCAAAGGGACGCUUCAAGUAUCAGCCCAACCAAGUUAGAGCUUUCGGGAUGCUUGCUGGUGGAACUGGCAUUACUCCAAUGUUCCAGGUUACAAGAGCCAUACUAGAAGACUCGGAUGACAAAACUAACGUACAUCUCAUUUAUGCCAAUGUCACACAUGACGACAUUCUUUUGAAGGAAGAGCUGGAUAACCUUGCCAGUAACUUUCCCAACCGCUUCAGUGUCUACUAUGUUCUGAAUCAGCCACCAGAAGAAUGGGAUGGUGGUGUUGGUUUUGUAUCCAAGGAAAUGAUUCAAACAUACUGCCCCGCACCGGCACCUGAUAUUCAGAUAUUGAGGUGUGGGCCACCACCAAUGAACAAGGCUAUGGCUGCCAUACUUGGUGAUCUUGGAUACGCUCCCGAGAUGCAGUUCCAGUUUUAAGCCUCUGAUGGAGAUCCUGUAAAAGCAUUAAAAUUAGACCUUGAUGUAAUUCCAGGAUUAUCAGAUUGGAGGUUUUUACAAAGGGAGCUGUUAGAACAAUUAACCUGCUUGGAAAGGCCCGUGCCCUGCAAUUUCAAGCUAUUGAGUUGACACUUUUAAACGCU
Messenger RNA from Carya illinoinensis, 1171 nucleotides. Its product is annotated as NADH--cytochrome b5 reductase 1-like. NCBI's taxonomy places the organism in Eukaryota, Viridiplantae, Streptophyta, Magnoliopsida, Fagales, Juglandaceae. Gene Ontology annotation, molecular function: cytochrome-b5 reductase activity, acting on NAD(P)H. The coding region runs from base 171 to 1007 and encodes 278 amino acids. Gene Ontology annotation, biological process: electron transport chain. The transcript has 9 exons. The record is from RefSeq and is a predicted model, not a curated record.